This is a messenger RNA of Paramisgurnus dabryanus, 2593 nucleotides long. Lineage: Eukaryota; Metazoa; Chordata; Actinopteri; Cypriniformes; Cobitidae. The record is from RefSeq and is a predicted model, not a curated record.
UGAGAUAUAUAUUGGACUGCUGUUAUUUCUCAAACUAAGCAGUUGCGGGAUGGAGUAUUUCAGCGUCAUGUCGCUUUAGCGAGGAGACCCGCAAAUGUUGUCCAGGCUGUCGGCAAGUGGCUACUCGCCAGCCGGGGAGAUGUCACCCUGUCCAACGAGGACCAACUUAGCAGUGAAGUAUUGUUCGUUAUGGACGAUAUUUGGCGAAGAUGUCGACGAACAACAUCAAAGCCACAGGGUCAGCAAACAGUAGUAAUACUGAAAAACGGCUCAAAACAAAGUAAACGUUGCACGGGGAAGAUUGGCAGCAACAUCAGCUGAAUUCAAGCGCAGGAGAAGAAGACGCGUUUGUUGUUCCUGUCGCGGUGUGUCUUCAGUUUCUCAUCGCACCGCAGUGUUAGCACAUUUCAAUAAUGUCCAUCGAAAUAGAGUCAGCGGACGUGAUCCGUCUGAUCAUGCAGUACCUGAAGGAAAACAGCUUGCAUCGGACAUUAGCAACACUCCAGGAGGAGACAACAGUGUCCCUUAACACUGUGGACAGUAUUGAGAGUUUUGUAGCCGAAAUUAACAGCGGUCAUUGGGACACUGUACUUCAAGCUAUACAGUCCCUCAAACUCCCAGACAAGACCCUAAUCGACCUUUACGAACAGGUGGUUCUUGAGCUGAUUGAACUGAGAGAGUUGGGAGCUGCCAGGUCUUUGUUGAGACAGACAGAUCCCAUGAUCAUGCUGAAACAAACCCAACCUGAGCGAUACAUCCAUCUGGAGAAUCUUCUGGCUCGCUCGUACUUUGACCCCAGAGAGGCAUACCCUGAUGGUAGCAGUAAGGAGAAGCGCAGAGCAGCCAUUGCUCAGGCUCUGGCCGGUGAGGUCAGCGUGGUGCCGCCCUCACGUCUGAUGGCUCUGCUCGGACAGGUGAGUGAAAUAUUCCUGAUCCAGCAGCCAUCUCGUGGAUCAGUUUUCAUAGCCAUGUCUAGCAUAAAGUUAAUGUGUUUGUCCGUAAUUGUCUGUGUCUUUCUGAAGUCUCUAAAGUGGCAGCAGCACCAGGGUCUCCUGCCUCCUGGUAUGACCAUCGACUUGUUCAGAGGUAAAGCAGCCGUGAAGGACGUAGAGGAGGAAAAGUUCCCUACGCAGCUCACCAGACAUAUCAAGUUCGGUCAGAAGUCUCACGUGGAGUGCUCGCGCUUCUCUCCUGACGGUCAGUAUCUGGUCACCGGUUCUGUGGAUGGAUUCAUCGAGGUGUGGAAUUUCACCACCGGAAAGAUCAGAAAGGAUCUGAAGUAUCAGUCCCAGGAUAACUUCAUGAUUAUGGACGAUGCCGUGCUCUGCAUGUCUUUCAGUCGAGACACUGAGAUGUUGGCCACGGGAGCUCAGGAUGGAAAAAUUAAGGUGUGGAAGAUCCAGAGCGGCCAGUGUCUGCGUCGCUAUGAGCGAGCUCACAGUAAAGGUGUCACCUGUCUCAGCUUCAGUAAGGACAGCACACAGAUACUAUCUGCUUCCUUUGACCAGACCAUCAGGAUUCACGGGCUGAAAUCAGGCAAGUGUUUGAAAGAGUUUAGAGGUCAUUCUUCAUUCGUGAACGAAGCCACGCUUACUCCUGACGGACAUCACGUCAUCAGCGCCUCUUCUGAUGGAACCGUGAAGGUAUGGAACAUGAAGACCACGGAGUGCACCAACACGUUCAAAUCUCUGGGGACGUCUGCCGGUACGGACAUCACGGUUAACAACGUGAUCCUGCUUCCUAAAAACCCUGAACAUUUCGUGGUUUGUAACCGAUCCAACACUGUGGUCAUCAUGAACAUGCAGGGUCAGAUUGUGAGGAGUUUCAGCUCUGGUAAAAGAGAAGGAGGUGAUUUCGUGUGCUGUACCCUGUCACCACGUGGAGAAUGGAUCUACUGUGUAGGAGAGGACUUUGUGCUUUACUGCUUCAGCACGGUCACAGGAAAACUCGAGAGAACCUUGACUGUUCAUGAGAAGGACGUCAUCGGUAUCGCCCACCACCCACAUCAAAAUUUGAUUGCCACAUACAGUGAGGAUGGACUGCUCAAACUCUGGAAGCCAUAAUGUCACGAUCAUGUGACUUCUGCAUGGGGUUUCUGAUUGGUUGGGGCUAGCAGGAAAGCACAAUUAGAUGUGUUCGACUUUGCACUCCGAUCCAAGAACCGGCAUAUGACAUUAAAGUAUCUCAAGAGUGAUUUGGAAGCAGUCGACUCCAUUUGAUUUCUCGUAUCGCCCUCGCAGUACUUGGAUGUCAUCCGCCGAUCUUGCAGUGCUUUAAAAAGUCAAACACACUUGUUAUCUUUCCUACCUUUUAUGCCAUUUUUUUGUACAUACCUGUUUUUUUAGUGCAGUGAAAAAUCUUUCGUUUUUCUACAAAUUUUCAAAGUUAAACAAUUAGAUUUUUUUGACGUCUGUGUAACUUAUGUUGUAACAAACUUUUGUUCUUUAGAUCUACCACCAAAUGAUUCCUUUCCAUUAAAUGUCUCAACUUUACAAUUAAGACUUUUGGUUGUCUCUUUUAUGUUUGUGUAUUUAAGUAAUGUUGGUUAGGAGAGGUUAUUUACACAAUGCUUUGUGUUUUAUUCAUAUUUUGU